Molecule: messenger RNA, 477 nt
Organism: Ogataea haglerorum
Lineage: Eukaryota; Fungi; Ascomycota; Pichiomycetes; Pichiales; Pichiaceae
Exons: 2
Coding region: 1-477 (158 amino acids)
Biological process (GO): signal transduction
Cellular component (GO): nucleotide-activated protein kinase complex; cytoplasm; nucleus
Molecular function (GO): protein kinase binding
Source: RefSeq, a predicted model, not a curated record
AUGACUGUGUAUAAGUACAGAUUCGAAUGGCUCUCCAGUGACGCCAAACAGGUGUACGUCACGGGCUCGUUCGACAAUUGGUCCAAAACGUGCCAGCUGGACAAAACAGGCGUGGGCUUCGCCAAGGUUGUUGAGUUGCCCUUUGAAAAAAUCGUCUUCAAGUUUGUUGUGGACAACCAGUGGCAUACCUCUGAGAACGACAAGCAGGAGUACGACGAGUGCGGGAACCUCAACAACGUGCUGUAUCCGGACGAUUUGGUUAGGUACGACAACGAGGACGGCGCCAGCGAGUUCACGGCCAUCUCGUACCCGGACGCAGACGGCGACGACGCUGACCGCGCGGGGCAGGAGCAGCGCGAGGCCCCCGACCAGGAGGACCUGGGCAGCUCCACCCAGGUCACGCUGAAAGACGAGUAUCCGAUGUCUGAGACGAGCGGACACGGAAUAUUCGCGCGACUGCGCUCGCUUUUCAAAUAG